This is a messenger RNA of Ostrea edulis (European flat oyster), 3773 nucleotides long. RefSeq names its product DENN domain-containing protein 5B-like. NCBI's taxonomy places the organism in Eukaryota, Metazoa, Mollusca, Bivalvia, Ostreida, Ostreidae. The transcript has 11 exons. Gene Ontology annotation, molecular function: small GTPase binding; guanyl-nucleotide exchange factor activity. The record is from RefSeq and is a predicted model, not a curated record. The coding region runs from base 1175 to 2569 and encodes 464 amino acids.
UCAGCUUUACAAUAUUAUUAUUUAGUUAUACCUAUUGUGACCAGUAGACUCACCUUGGUUUCCUUAUUUUGGUGUUGAGUGGGCGUUUCUUUACUAUGUGGUGUAAACAUUAGAACGUGUAGCUCUUCAACAUGAUUGAGGUCUAAAUCUCUGUAGUACGUGCACAAUAGACAGAUUCGGUAGAUUACAGGUAGUUGGACAAGGAGCACAUCAAUUUUUUUUUUAAUUUCUGAAAGAUAAUUUCUUGCACUGAAUUAUUUUAUAAAGUUUGAUUUCAGUUUAUGUUAAUAGAUAAAUUGAUAAUGAAAUAUACCAACCAUUCUCACUGCUAUAUAUGCCCCCCCCCCCCCCCCCCCCCCCUUCCACACAAACACACACACACCCAUACAUGUGCAAUGAGAUGAUCAUAUGUAAAAGUAGAACACCAUAUUGUCAACUCAAGAAAGCAGAUUUGGAGUCCCAAAACUUGUUUGAUUAUAAAUAUUUAUUGCAGUACAUCUAUACAUGCAUGCUUAUUACUUGUACAUGUAUGAAACUUGUGAAAAUGUGAAAAAUAAUUUUUAAAAGAAAAAAAAAAACAUACAGUAUUUUAAUUUGAAAAGUGAAAAUGGUAACUCUCUCUCUCUCUCUCUCUCUCUCUCUCUCUCUCUCUCUCUCUCUCUAAGUUGUGAAGUUUCUGGCUGUGAUCAUUGCUGAAAUGUGAGGUGAUGUACGGUGGCACUACCCCUUCAGUAUCAAAUUGUGACCAUUUUCUGCAUGGACUCACUCUGCAUUUUUUUUCUAGUGUGAUAAUUUAAAACUUGAUUUGAUUUGUUAAAGUAUAUUUUACAUUUUCCUCCAUGUGGAUUUUCAGAGCAUAUAUUCAUUUUACAGUAUUUGACAAAGUGUUGUCUGAAUUUUAUUGUUCAUUUUAAAACUUUUUUUUAAUAAAAGACUAAUGAAAUGAUUCUAUUUGAUAAUGUCACGGCUGUCUUUUACAGAAUUUAAUAAGCUCAUACAAAUGUACUAAAGUAAUAAGUUCAAAUUAGAUUUUAUAAAAGACAAUUUAUUGUGAUAUUUAUGUAUUGCUUACAGUGAAAGCAAGAGAAAAAUACUGUCAUUCAUUAAAGGUGAAUUUUGAUAUGAUUAGUGUUUAUAUCCAAAAUUAUACACACUUUUGGUAGAUGUCACUGUGAUGUCAUUAAGUUCAGAGACCAUUCAAGACCAACCAAGUCAGAUAAAGACACAUCGACGUAAGGGAAGCACGGGGAGGAUCGAGCUUCCGACCCUGAAUCCACUGCCGACCUCACUGGCCUACGAUAUGAGAAAAGUGCAGCAAAUGGUGGAAAUGAGAACAGAUGUGGGACAUGCUCGGGCCUGGGUCAGGCUUGCUCUUGAAAAGAAGAUGCUAGCAUCCCAUCUCAAAGAGCUUCUGUCUGAUGCAGAGUUACUCAGGAACUUGUACAAGAGAUAUGCCUUCCUGCGAUGCGAGGAUGAGAGAGAACAGUUCUUGUUUCAUCUACUCUCCCUGAACGCUGUGGACUAUUUCUCAUAUACCAACUCUUUCCUAAACACAGUUGUACCAUACAAAGUGCUAAUUUUUCCUAGUCCUAAGUUUGGUUGUUCGACCACUAGUGCUAAUCCAUGGAUCAGCUUUGCUGGUCAGCACGGGGAGACCGGGGUGAUUGAUAUCCCCAAAGGAUGCCUGGAAUUUAAUGUAGAGCACAAGAAUCUUGGGAUACUGACAACACUUCGUAUCGGCCAUGACAACACCGGUCUCACCCCCCGCUGGCUUGUGGAGUACGUUCUCGUCAGGAAUGAGUUAACAGGACAUCUCUACAAAUUCCCUUGUGGGAGAUGGCUAGGUAAAAUGGUGGAUGAUGGCAGCACAGAGAGAUUGCUAGUAGCACAGCUACUUCCACAGCACUCAGAUACUUACGAUUUAGACUUAGCAGUUGCUUCGUCACCCCCAAAUAAAGCGAUGUCCCCUAAUUCACCUAAAAAGUCACCUGAUCCAGGAUCUCUAAGUAUUCCAGAAAUUCAGGAGAGGCUGGGGCAUGCUGUAAACAAUCUAGUCAAACAUUUCUAUAAACCAGAGAAAGAGAGAGGGAACCUGACCUACCUUCUGUGUGGAGAUCAGGGGCUUGUCCACUGUCUGGAGCUGGUGUUUCAUUAUGGCUUCAGAUCCUCUCGUCUCUUUAGGAAUAAGUUCUUCAUCUGGGACUAUCUCGAGAAGGUGAAGCAGCAUUUUGAGGGUGUUCUGACGGGUGAAGUCCGACAGCCUAUCUCUGAUGGAGCUACGGCUGGUUACUGGAUCUACUGUAACUUCCUCAAUAAAAUCAACAGUGCUACGGAAUCUGUAGGAAAGGACGGGAAGUUCCAGAUAUUUGUCUGUGUCGGUAUAAGGGAUCAUUUGAUUCAGAAGUUACUUCCCUUGGUUGCCAACACGCCAGUGACUGCACAGAUGUACGAAGAAAAUUCAUUUUUGCGGAAUUACAGUCAUAUUAACUACUUAGUCCACAUCCUCGGUACCCUCGAGGAAUUCCAGGUCACACUAGAGUCCUCCCUUCUCCGCGGUUUAGACAUUUGAGGAAGGGAAAUUGCCACAUUUUUGUUCACCCACCGAUAGUGUUAUUUCAAGAAGUUUUUUUUUCUGUCAGGUUUGACUACAGCACUGAAAUAGCACCUGUUGUUAUAAUAUGUUACAUACAAUGUAUUUGUUGUUAUGGCUCAAACAGAAAUAAGCAUGACAGAUUUUACCAUAUUCAAUAGGGCAUGACUGGUUUUUUGGAGUUUUUUAAAUUUUUUAUUUAUUUAUUUAUUUUUUUUUUUUUUUGUAAAAUACCAGAUAACGAAAACAUGCAAUGCUACUGUCUCAUUUUUUUUUUUUAUAUAUACAUUUCUUACUUAGUGCAGCAUUACUGAAAGAUUUGGUCUAUAAUUUAAUAUUGUACACCACACAAGGCAUACACAUAUAAGUUCAUAAAUAGCAGUAGUAAUUGUACAUUUAAGUUUAUAAAUAACAGUAGUAAUUGUACAUAUAAGUUUAUAAAUAACAGUGGAAAUGUAUGGUAAGUCUUCAAUUUUUUUUCAGUGACUUUAAAGAUUUUAUGAAUUGUGUGUUUUACAAAUGCGUGUGAUAAAAGUAAAAGGUGCAAGAACAGAAGUAGAGCUACGUUUUCAAGUACACGAUUACGUGUAAAUUCUGACUCUCCAAUUAAACAGAAUAAAUUGUUUGACAGAUCUCAUUUCCAAUACAUUAAGAGUCAUAUACUUUAUAUAUAUAUAUAUAGCCACUAAUGUUACAUGUAUUUAGGAUACAUGUACAGUUGUAUGUAGAAAGUGUCUCUGCAUAUUUUUUGAAAACUAGUCUCCAUUGAAUUUGUGUUAUUAUGAUAAUCAGAUUUGUUUGUUUUUCAUUGUUCUUAUUAAGGUGUGCAAUAUCUUGUCAGAAUUGUCUUGUAAUGUUGUACACUUAUAAGUUCACACAUUGCAGACUUCAGACUUCAAUGUUUCUCCUGUAAGGUUUUAAGUUUCCUACAGACACUGGCAGAAUUCAUUAUAUAUAUAUGCAAUAGGGUAUGUCUAACAUAAGUUCUUAUUUGGAUGAGUUUUAUUUUCUAAGGCUGCAAUAUGAUUAUUUUUUUUUCUAUCAAUACAACAAUAUUAGAUUGAUUAACAAAUACUCAGAUUAUUUCGAUAUAUUGAUGAUCCUGUUGACAUGUACUGUAUAAAUCUUUUUUGGCCGUGCUUGUUACAUGUACUUUUAUUACCCUGACAAUAUUCCACCAACA